Molecule: messenger RNA, 1623 nt
Organism: Cornus florida
Lineage: Eukaryota; Viridiplantae; Streptophyta; Magnoliopsida; Cornales; Cornaceae
Product: E3 ubiquitin-protein ligase SIRP1-like
Exons: 2
Coding region: 213-1379 (388 amino acids)
Biological process (GO): protein ubiquitination
Cellular component (GO): cytoplasm
Molecular function (GO): ubiquitin protein ligase activity
Source: RefSeq, a predicted model, not a curated record
UUAUUUUGUGAUGUGCUCACAAAUGAGAUGAGGGGAUGAGGGAACCAGACCCAACCCCUAAAAACACAAACCCACAGAAUAUUUUUCCAAAACUACUUUCUCUCUCUAAAAUCUGGAACAGAAUCUUCCCAUCCUGCGAGAGAGUGGUGGUAAUUUUUUUCUGACUUCCAAUUCUUGAACAAAGGGGGAAGGGUUGAAAGGACAGAGAAACAAUGGAGGAAACUGAGGGGGUGUCGAGGUACUGGUGUCACAUGUGCUCUCAGAUUGUGAACCCCAUAAUGGAAAUUGAGGCGGUCAAGUGCCCCAUAUGUGAGAGCGGGUUUGUCGAAGAAAUGGACAGCAGCCCCUCCAGAAGAGAUCACCCUGACCUUGGAGGAUCCAAUUCUGACAGAGCCCUCUCCCUUUGGGCCCCUAUCUUGCUCGGUAUGAUGAGCAAUCCUCGUCGCAGGCGAAGACUCAGGCGUCUAGAAUUUGAUGAUGAUGCCGAGGACGACGAUGACAAUGACAACAAUCGCCACCGUGAGGGAGAGACUGAACUAGACCGCGAACUUGAAUCAAUCAUCAGGAGAAGGAGAAGAAGCUCAGCCACUAUUCUCCAGCUCCUGCAAGGGAUUCGAGCUGGAAUGCUGUCUGAAUCAGAGAAUACUGACGGUGAUGGGGAGAGGAACAAUGGAGAGAGGAACAAUGGGGAGAGGAAUAAUAGGGAGAACAGGGACAGAGAGCGAGUGAUUGUAAUUAAUCCUUUCAAUCAGACUAUCAUUGUUCAAGGUUCAUAUGAUUCGAAUCAGUCCCAAAACCAGAAUCGAGAUCCUAUUGGGUCGUUGGGCGACUAUUUUAUAGGUCCUGGUUUAGAUUUGUUGCUGCAACAUUUGGCAGAGAAUGAUCCAAACAGGUAUGGAACUCCGCCAGCACAGAAAGAGGCAGUCGAAGCACUGCCCACUGUGAAAAUUGAGGAGAAUUUACAGUGUUCAGUUUGUUUAGAUGAUUUUGAAGUUGGUACUGAGGCGAAGGAGAUGCCGUGUAAGCAUAAAUUCCACAGUGGGUGUAUUCUGCCGUGGCUGGAGCUUCACAGUUCAUGUCCGGUUUGCAGGCAUCAGUUACCUUCUGAUGAAUCCAAGCUCCACUCGGAUGUGUCCAGGAAUAGUAGUAACAAUGGUGGGGAGAGUAACAACAAUGACCCAAUCGGUGUUGGUGUUGAAGAAGGAGACGGGGAUGGGAGGAAUGGGAAUGGUAGAUGGUUUCCGGUGCCGUUACCAUGGCCUUUUAGUAGUUUGUUUUCUUCCUCAGGAAGUGAGAAUUCCUCUUCAACGGUGCCUUCAUCUUCAUCAGCACCGUCAACAAAUGCACCCGGAAGUUCUUCGCAUACCGAUGAGAAUUGAGUUUGGUUUCAUUUGUUUAAUUAUCAGCUACUUGUGCUCUAUAAUGCUUGGAUGUUCUCUUGCAUCACUUCUGUACAUAAAGUGUUUCACUUGCUGAAUCAUAAUCUUGCAAGAACAAGUUGUGUUAUCGUUAUCCCAUGUUCAUACUUAAUAUGGGGGAUACAUUUUCUUGUUAGAAGAAUUACUCCUACUUCUACCUCCCUUUUAUUUUGUAUAAUAAUUUUCCUUCUGGGAUUUUCUUUUA